Molecule: messenger RNA, 1773 nt
Organism: Recurvomyces mirabilis
Lineage: Eukaryota; Fungi; Ascomycota; Dothideomycetes; Mycosphaerellales; Teratosphaeriaceae
Exons: 2
Coding region: 1-1773 (590 amino acids)
Biological process (GO): DNA-templated transcription termination
Molecular function (GO): nucleic acid binding
Source: RefSeq, a predicted model, not a curated record
AUGCCACCCGAUUACAGCAAACUCAAAGUCGCCGAGCUGAAGGAUGUCCUCAAGCAACGAGGGAUUCCGCAGACGGGGUUGAGCAAGAAGCAGCAGAUCAUUGAUGCUUUGGAGGAGGAUGAGGCGAAGAAAGGCGAGCCGGUGUUGAGUGAGGCGGCGGGCGCAUUGGUGGACGUGAAGGUGAAGGGGACGCGUGAGGAGGAGACAGAAGGGGAGGCGGAGGAGGUUGUGCCUGAGGUGCAGAUGGGGGGUGGUGAUGUGGAGGCAAUGAGUGAGGAGGUGAAGGAGGACAACACGAUAGAGGAGGUGAAGGAGGAUACUGUAGAAGAGGUGAAGGAAUCUGAGCAACACAAUACUGAGCCAGAAGCACAACCCACCACCGAUGAACCAACCGAGUCCGUGCUUGCAACACCACAGCCCACCUCGGAUAUCCCCGAAGACAGCGGGUCGGAGUCACGGAAGCGCAAACGGAGGAGUACGACGCCGGAAGUGAGGGAGGGGUCGGUGAGUAAGAAGCUCAAAGCUGUGGAGGAAGCCACGAAGGAGGAGCCUGUGAUUGGAGAUGAAUUCAUGGCUGUGGAGGGAGCUAAUGGAACGGAUGUCGAUGCUGUACUUGAAGACGCUCCAGUACCGCUGGAUGACACUGCAGAUACGACAUCAGCACAGCCGUAUGGGAGCAGCGACGACGUGAUCGAACAACCCACCUCAAUCGAUGCAGUGACGACAGGUCAUCCGUUCGAAGGCGACUCCCUCCACCCCCCAACCACAAGCCUCUACAUCCGCGACCUCAUCCGCCCCCUCCAACCAACCCAACUGCAAGACCACCUCACCUCCCUCACCCCCUCCAACGACCCCUCAACCAUAAUAACCUUCCACCUCGACCUCCUCCGCACCCACGCCUUUGCCGUCUUCACCAACACCUCAACCGCCAUCGCCGUGCGCAAAGCCCUCCACAACACCGUCUUCCCCGCCGAACCCACGCGUAAGCCGCUGUGGGUGGACUUUGUACCGGAGGAGAAAGUGCAAGUGUGGAUAGAUACUGAACUCGCAGCUGGGACGAGUAGGCGGGAUGCUAAAAGGUGGGAGGUGGAGUAUAAUAGCACUUAUGGUGAUGUGCGGGUGGAUCUACGAGAAGUACCGGCAGGAACCGUGUCGGUGCAACGGCAGGCUAGUACCAACCAAGGACAAGGACAAGGACAAGGUGCAGGAAUGGGCCCACGAGGCAACGCCCCACGCGCAAACGACAUAUCCACCGCCCCACCAACCGGACCACGAGGACCCUCAAGAAACGAAGCUCAGGAACCCGAGCAAAAAAAAGCAGACACAUCCAACACCACCGCCCUCUCCGCCACCCAGCAAUCUCAACCCCCCUCCUUCUCAGCCCUCGACGCCAAAUUCCACGCCACGACCACGAAACCCAAACUUUACUUCCUACCCCAGUCUGCGGAUUUAGCGGAGAGAAGAAAAGCGGAGCUAGAACGGGAAACGAGUCGGUCGUGGCGGAAUAGUAACAGUAGAGGUGAUGGCCGAGAUGGUGAGGGCGAGGGAGUGGAUGAGGGGCAGUUGAGACGGUAUAGUUUUGAAGAUGGGGAUAGGCUUGUGGAUGGGGGACCGGAUCGGGGGAACUUUGGGGCUGGCGGGGGAGGUGGUGGCGGUGGUAGUGGUGGUGGUGGGUUUGGAGGAGGAAGGGGAGGUGGGUAUGGUGGUGGGCAUGGUGGUGGUCGUGAUGGGCCACGCGGGAGGGGGAGGGGAGGUUAUGGUGGGAGGAGAUGA